This is a messenger RNA of Paramecium tetraurelia, 474 nucleotides long. RefSeq lists its product as uncharacterized. Lineage: Eukaryota; Ciliophora; Oligohymenophorea; Peniculida; Parameciidae. The record is from RefSeq and is a predicted model, not a curated record. The transcript has 4 exons.
AUGAAUAAAGAAAUAUAGCAAUUUUUGAAUAAUUUUUUUCCUGAUUUAAGUAAACCUCCAAAACCUGAUUUGGAAUUUAUGGAUGAAGAUGAAUUGUAUGAAUGGCUUCAUCAAAGAUUAUUAUUAUUUAUUGUUACAAAGGAUAUUCAAAUUGGAGCAGUGGCAAUUUAAUAAUGGUGUUAAAGAGGAUAUUGUAAAUCUGGAAUCCCAUUGGUUCAUUAAUUUCUAACAAUCAUGGCCGGUCAGUAACUGAAAAAAAAUCCUAAAAUGGCUGACGAAAUAAUUAAUCUCAUGCAGGAUGAUGAAGAAAAGUCGAAAUUGAUCUAUUAAUUGUAAUAAACUUAACAAUAAUAAGUAAGUUUACAAGUUUCAGAUUCACCCAAAGUAUUAAAAGCUCAACCAGAUAAAAAAGACCCUAGCAUAUUCUAGAAUAUUUUAACAGCCUUAAGGUGCUGGGAUAAAAAAUAAAAAUGA